AUGAUUGCUUCCUGGCUGGUCGACUGUGGACUUUUCUCACAAGCAAGGGCCAGCUUACAGUACUUUGGGAACCAUCGGCGCCCAGAUGGAUCCAUCAAUGUCGGCACCAACUACCAAGGAGUGGACACACCCAGCCAGGGCCGGUAUGUUCUCUACUAUGAGAUUGUGAAAACAGAACUGGAUGGGACACAGCCUGAACCAAAACCCCUCAAACUGAAGACGGUCAGAAUCAUGUCCAUUGCAGGAGUUGGGACUGGGAGCGGCAGUGACCUGAGGUUUGAGGUGUUUGUCUACAGACAGAAAGCCUUGGAGUGUGACCUUGGCAACAAGGUCAACUGUAUGGUUGGACUCCACCACAGAGAGAACUGUGUUGUGGUGGAGGUGCUGAACUCCCCAGUCCUGUGUGACGACGUCAAAAUCAAGUUCUUCUCUUCAUCACUGGAUGUUCCCAAAGGCUAUGAUGACUGUGCGUUCUACUUUUGGUUCCACACGUCGUUUGUCGAAGACUGCAGGUUGUACCUCCCACGACACCAGCUGGACAACCCACACAAGCCCAAGACAUGGAAGGUGUUCGGGGAAAACUUUGGCGUGGAACUCAUCUUCACGGACGUCCCCAACUCCAUGAUUCCAAACGGAUACGGUUGACGAACAAA
Messenger RNA from Branchiostoma belcheri (Belcher's lancelet), 653 nucleotides. Its product is annotated as phosphatidylinositol 3,4,5-trisphosphate 3-phosphatase TPTE2-like. The coding region runs from base 1 to 645 and encodes 214 amino acids. The transcript has 7 exons. NCBI's taxonomy places the organism in Eukaryota, Metazoa, Chordata, Leptocardii, Amphioxiformes, Branchiostomatidae. Gene Ontology annotation, molecular function: phosphatidylinositol-3,4,5-trisphosphate 3-phosphatase activity. Gene Ontology annotation, cellular component: cytosol. Gene Ontology annotation, biological process: dephosphorylation. The record is from RefSeq and is a predicted model, not a curated record.